AUUUCAGAUCUGUUGUUUAAUCUUUUUAUGCAUCAAUAUCCAUGUGAAUCCUCUUACAUGGCAUGUUGAAUACAUCUUUAAUGUUCACAUCAUGGUCAUCCACCCUAUCCAUAACCAAAUAGUAACAAAAUAACAUCACAUAGUGAAACAUGUGUCUUUUUUUUUUACAUGAAAAUCCUAGCAUUAUAUAUCUUCAUGUUCAUCCUGAUAUUGUGAAAAUCCAUUAUGUAUGCCUAACUCCUUUGUAAUUAUUAUGUCUUCAAAAUUCAUCUGUCAUUGUGUGCAUGGUACAUAUAUAUGUCUACCGUGGUUGAUUACAAAAAUAUCAUGAGUGACAGUCGAAAAUUGUUAUAAUUGCACUUCUCAAGGUGAUAAACAGUUUAUAAGCAUAAAAAUUCCCAUUCGGAUUUAACCAUGCUGUACUUUUAUUUUGCCUUUGCAGGACACUGUGGACAUUAUAGUCGGUUGGUACAUUGACACAACCCAGAAGGAAGCCCUUUUGAAGUACUGUGAAGACUCACUGUCAAGUUUCAGUCGCUUCUGGCAAGCUGACCUUGGUUUCUCAGCGAAUUUACUGAGCCAAUUCCUUGAAGAUAUGGAGGCAUAUGCUGAAGAUUACCACCAGCAAACGCAGGCCUCCGGGGUCAGAAGUGGUUCUGCUCCUCCAAGGAAUGAUGUUUAUGAUAACGAUGAGAUCCUAACACCAGAUGUCUGUAAAAGCAAGAUACUCUCACUUCUAAGGGUAUAUACGACAGUGGUGAAGUGUCUUGACAAGGAGUUUGUUCCAGUCAGUAGUCCUCCCAUCACAGUAGAAUACAUUUCCCAGGUUUUGAGUGGAAUACCCAAGUGUGCCAGGAUCUUGAUGUCUGAUUCCUCCGACCCAGCCCUAUCCCACAUCACAACCAAGUGCCUGAUUGUCAUCCUAGAUUGUAUCCAAGAUAACCUCCCCAAAUGCAAACAUGACCUCUUCACCUAUGCCCUUUCGGAGGUUGAAAGGAUGAUUGAGUCUGAGCAAAAACCCGCCUCAGAUUUAGUGCUUUACAUGACUUUGUUGUACAAGGUCAUCAGAUGUAGUAGAGAGUUGGUACCUGCUGAAAUCAUCCAGAGACUCCUAGAACCAGUGUCCAAGAUUGCUUCUCUCAAAUACCAUACAAAUCCAAAGGUGGUUAGCUGUCUGAUGAAAACUGUUCAGAGUCUACUGAGUGUGAAAGAUGUCCCUACCCUAGAAAUCACCUAUGGGUUCUUGCUGCUUGACCUUCAGUCGUCGUACAAUCGACUUCUCUCCUACUUGAACAGUGAGGUCAAAUGUCAGUUGACCUCUGAGGGAUGUAAUGGCAUCAAGGACACAUCAGUCUUAGAUAGUAUCCAAGGAGCAGAGUUGACCGUCACCUUCACCUUAGCUGCCCUUUCAGAUAUCAGUUCAGCAAAGAGCUCCAUCAUGGGGAUGUGGGUGUUUUCCCCAAGCAUCUUUGACCUGUUGACCCUUCACCUUUCUCCAACCCACUGGGAUAUAGCUCUAGGCUUUCCUUCCACCUACUACACCAUACUGCACAUGCUUUAUACACAUUGCAAGAGUAAUGGUCACUUCAUAUCAAGUAGCUUUGGUCUGACAGCUGCAUCUAAGACAAGGAUGAAUUUCUCAAGGACUCUUGCACUCCUUCCUGAGGUCUUGACCAACCCAGCAGUAUCGGAUGAAAGCAGGAGUCUUGCUCUUUGUUGGAUGUUGAGUAUCUUACAAUAUAUUCAGCAGAGCAGUUACUCAGCAGUCUAUCUUACAUCAGCAUUCACACAAGCAGUAUCAGCCUUAGUACAUGUUGCCCUCCAUGAAGAUCCGUCUGUGACCCUACAAGCAGCUCAAUGCAUGGGACUGGUCAUCAAGAAUGCUAGACCUCAAAAAGAAUUUCUUGUCAGCUGCUUGGAAGUGUGUCAUACCAGACUAGUUAGCUGUGAUGAUGAUGUCAAACGUGCAUUUACCGACCUCAUGCUAACCCUUCCUUGUGACAUCUUAUACAGCUCGGACAUUGCUCCUGUAAGCCCAUCUCAGCACUCUGACGAGAAGCGCGAUGGACGGGAGAACAGUGGUGAUGAUAUCAUCCAGAACCUUCACGUCAUGCAGAGAGCCAGACAGAAACACAUGGGAAGCAUACCAAAUACCACAUUCAACUCUCACAACUACAGGACAGUCAUGGCUUAUAUCCUCAUGGGUGAAGCACCCAAAAAUCCUAGGUGGCUUGAAAGGCUUUUCCACAGCUGUCAGAGGCCACACAACAGUGUACACAAGUACGAAAAGGGCAGCAUCACCCUGCCAGCUUUUAUAAACGACAAUGAGGCUGUGCAGUGGUUUUGGGCUACCUGGGAAGCAGCAAACUUCUGUGUCCUGUCAAAGUUGCGUACUCCACUCGGGAAGCCUCAGGAGACCUUCACUGCAAUACGAUCUGCUCUGAGUGAGUUUAUCACUGAUAUGAAAGUGGAAAAUUCCGGCACCUCAGGCAAUGACAAGAUAACUGCAUUCAGUGAAGAAUACAAGAGUGCUCAGCUAAGACCCAUCCUACUUCUACAGUAUCUUGAGCAUUUAGAGAAGCUCAUGUACAAUGCUUAUGAGGGAUCGGCUGUGGCCCUACCUUCAAUGCCAAAGCCUGUGAAAGCAUUCUUUCGGACAAACCGUGUGACAUGCCAUGAAGGUUUUGCUUUAGUACGUCCCCUGGCUUAUAACUUGGCCAUGCACUGCAGUCAGUAUGCCAGUGCCUUGCACCAUGCUAUCACCAUGAUACAAGACCUUGUAGCCAAGAACAAAACAACGGGCCAUGCAUUUGAAGAUUGCUUGCAGCGUGUAAUAGCACCCUUAGUGAAGCUGCAGUGUCCUCAGUCCAUCCAGGGCUUGCAGUCUUGGUGUGAGAAGGUUGUUGGAAGGUCAUUCAGUUGGCCGGAACCAAUGGUACUCAAGGCAGAUAAAAGGUUUGAGUCGUGUGUGACGGACACCCUCUUGACCAUCAAGGAUUACCUGAAUCUAGAUGAGAUCCCAAACCAUGCUGAUCUUAUUAAGGCUACCAGACACACCAAAGGACCUGCACGGGCCACCUCACCACCUGAUAGCCCCCCUGGAGGAAGGGAUGGUAUGAAUCCCAAGCUACUCACCAGGGGUAUGGAACCACCGCCUCCCUCACAAAGUGGUGUAGUGGUUGAGUACCUCCUGCAUGAGGUGAUGGAUUGCUAUGAGCGAUUGACGGACUAUAGUAGCGCCCUCAAGUGGCAGGAGUCUGUAAAGUUGUUGCGAGGGAAGGUUCACUCAGCUCUGCAGGGUAAUGUCAAGCUUUCAACUGAUACCAACACUCUCCAGGCAUUACGUCACUUUAACGAGAGGGACUUCCCCUCUGUGUCUGACCAGCUAGCCUUGAUUCCAGGCAUGUCAUUGGAUGAUCUGAACCCAAAGGACCCUACAGUAGGAAUCGCAACCGUCCACUCACCAACACUCCUCUUGAGGGCAGGUCAGCUGGAGCAGGCUAGGGCUCUCACCCACUAUCACCUGUCUGGGUGUGCUGGUAGCUUCCCAACCACCAGUAACAGGGGUGUUGUUUGUACCCAUCCACAGCUGUCCCUUGUUGUAGAGGUACUACAUACAGUGAGUAAGCUGGCAGAAAGCAGUCUUCAGAUGAUGUGGAUGGAUUGGCCUGUUGUUCCUACUCCUAGUCAUACCAUGCUUCUACAGACAACAGACAUCAUCAAGAAAACCAUUCAGGAUCCAUCACAGCUGUACCUGUUGCCUCAGAGUAACGAUCUUCAACUGAACCCAUCCCAACAUGAUCUGACCAUGAUGACUGAAGCUACAAGAGUCACCUCUUACCAACUACAUCUACACUCUCGGGUUAAUUCAGACAACAACAUGGGUACUAUCACUGAGCUUACAUGUCACCUAUCCAAGCUGCGACUAGCUACAUCUCGUCUUGCUAGGAAACAAACCAACUUCUUGGCUGCUCAACAGAUACUCCUAGAACAGCUGGACUUCAUAGCACCACACACAGAUAAUUCUCAGAGUUUGGACAAGAAGUUGAUGAACCUUGAGAUCCAUGCGAAGAAGCCUGCCCAGCCUCUCCUGACAGCACUCUCCACGCUAGACCCACAGACCUUCACAUCCUUGGAUGUCCUACGCACAGAGCGAGAAUGCUCCAAGCUCCUCCACUCUAUGGGCAACCAGAUAGAGUCCUGGGCACAGCUCUCCAAGACAGUUGUCCACUAUGCCACCCUUGCGGCCAACUCGACCUACGUUCUCCUCCCUUCCGAUGCGGCGGACAUGACGGACCUCUGCGCCAGGUCGCUGCUGAGCAUGGUCAAGUGGAUGACUGCUGACUACAGGACUGCCCUGCCGUACCUGAAGCAGUGCCAUCGGCUUGACUUGGGUGAUGCCCCUGAACUGAGCUGUAGCCUAGGUAUACUCCUAGAGAUGGAGAAACAUGGAGCCUUGCAAGGGUUUGGAAUGGCUGCGUAUGGUUCCAGAGAAGCAGAUGUGACAAACUUGAUAGGACAGAGUCCAGCAGUAAGUGAUACAGAUGCUGUCUGUGGAAGACUUCUUCAUCUUGGUAUCAUGCAGUCACCGAGCCUUCCCAAGGCAUGGUCUUCUCUCGCUUCCUGGUGCUACCGUUGGGGACGCAAGGCUGUUGACAUGGCUAGUGAGGACAAAGGAGUGGCUCUUACAGAGGGUGAGAAGGCAAUAGUAUUGUCUGUGCUGCCAGCUGAAAUAACCAAUGCUGAAACUGAUGAGAUCUUGAGAGUUCUGAGUCAGGCUCACUGCACCAUCAGCAGCGUACAAGAGGAAGAUAUAGUUGAACAAGGACAGGCCCAUUAUCAUGAUGGUUCAGAGACAACAAGACUGCUGCUGAUAUCAGUGUGUCCUUCCCUCGCUGACAUGGAUAGCUCAGUGCUUGAGCAUCUCCUGGAUGUAUGGGCAGGGGUGUGUCGAAGGAUCUUCUCUCAUUAUCGUCUCUCCGUCUGGAGCUACUUUACGUUUCUCAAGCUCAAUGGAGGGAAUGCCCUUGACAGUAGAGAUGCUCCCAUGACCCAGCUGAACACCAGCAGCAACAAUGCCAAGACGGAACUGAACCUGAACAACAGCAGCGCAGGAGGAACAGGAGGAGUGGGUGGAGGACAAGGAAGCGAGAGUGAGAGCAUGGUAGGGUUUGGUAGACAGGAAGAUAACAACAUCACAGCCACCCUUCGUCUGCUGAGAUUGCUCGUCAAGUAUGCUUCCGAACUCAGGGAUGUCUUGGAGGAUGGAUUCGCUACCACACCUACAGGACCUUGGAAAAGUAUUAUCCCUCAGCUGUUCUCUCGGCUCAAUCACCCAGAGGCCUAUGUUCGUCAGAGUAUCUCUGAUCUUCUUUGUCGUAUUGCUAAGGACUCACCGCACCUGAUUGUCUACCAGGCUGUGGUAGGAAGCCCUGAUACUGGCACUGCUGAGGUGGAGAACCAAUUAGCCCAACCGAGUUCCAUCACCAACUUCCUGACCAGCCCCCAGGUCAACCCUCUCCAGGACAGCCUCCUGUCCUCUUCCCAGCAGGGUGGCACUGACAGCCAGCAAGGAGAGCAGGAUGUCUCUCAGGAUGUCGGGGAUGAGGAGGAGGAGCGGAAGCAGCACAAUCACUCCAUGCACCUGCUUGAGGAUUGCUUGAGGGCGCUGGUCUCCACGCUGUCCUUGCAUGAUCCCAACCUCGUGUCUCAAGUGGAAGUGCUGGUCCAGGAACUUAGGCGGAUCACGCUGCUGUGGGAGGAGGUGUGGAUCGGGACCCUCACACAGAUACAGUCAGAUGUUACAAGACGACUGGAGAAACUUGAAGAAGAAGCCAAGAGAGUUUCCAGGAAUGAAAGCCUAGAACAUCGACAGAAGAGAGCUUUGAUGAUGAAGAAACAUCAAGCCAUCAUGAAACCCAUUGUGUUCACAUUGGAACAGCUGAGCCAGAUCACUGGGAAGCCAGCAGACACACCCAAUGAGAGGGCAUUCCAAGAAGCCUUCAAGGAUCAGCUAGAGUGUGCCAUCAAGUCACUCAAGUAUCCUGACAAUCCUGAACAACCUCAACAAUCGUGGGCUCCAUUCAAACAGCUUGGUCACAUGCUACAGCAGCGUUCCAAUCGUCGCUCCACCUUCUUGCUUCAGAUGAGUGAGAUCAGUCCUAAGCUAGCCAAGAUGAAAUCAACAGCCAUCCCUCUACCUGGUCAUGUCUGUCAUACAAAUCAGGUUAUUCACAUAGAAUCCUUCAUAAAUACAGUCAACAUUCUUCCUACAAAGACCAAACCUAAGAAGCUUGUAUUCCUAGGAUCUGAUGGUAAGAAAUACACCUACCUCUUCAAGGGUCUGGAAGACCUUCAUCUGGACGAGAGGAUCAUGCAGUUCUUGUCGAUCGUCAACUGUAUGUUUGCCAGGAACAAAAGACAAGAUGCGCCACUUUUCCAUGCCUGUCACUACUCAGUCACCCCUCUUGGACCUCGUUCCGGUCUGAUAUCCUGGGUUGAUGGAGCUUCAGCUCUCUUCAGUCUCUACAAGAGAUGGCAACAGAGAGAAGCUGUAGCUGCUGCUGCUUCUAAGGUUGGAGAUAGUAACAACCCGCCACCAGUGGCUAAACCCAGUGAAAUCUUCUACAACAAAGUGACAAAGGCACUCAAGGAAGAGGGUCUGUCCAGCCAAACUCCUCGGAAGGACUGGCCUCUGAGCAUGAUGAGAAAGGUCUUACAGGAACUGGUGACUGACACUCCAGACUAUCUACUUGCAAAGGAGCUGUGGUGUAGCAGUGGUAGUGCUUCUGAAUGGUGGCAUCUAACCCAAGCGUUUGGCCGAUCUACAGCGGUAAUGUCUAUGAUUGGUUACAUCAUCGGUCUUGGAGAUAGGCAUCUGGACAAUGUGUUGGUCAAUUUUGUAACUGGCGAGGUUGUUCAUAUUGACUAUAAUGUAUGCUUUGAGAAAGGGAAGAAUCUAAGAGUUCCAGAGAGAGUUCCUUUCAGGAUGACUCAGAAUGUCCAAGCUGCAUUGGGAAUCACUGGAGUUGAGGGUAACUUCCGUCAGUCCUCAGAGGAGGUUCUGAAGAUCAUGCGCAAGGGUCGUGAAACCCUGCUGAACCUGCUGGAAGCCUUUGUGUAUGAUCCCCUUGUGGACUGGACCACAGGGAACGAUCGAGGGUUCGCUGGAGGGAUCUACGGCGGUGGUCAGGUCAAUCCAGCUGCUCCUGAUGUUGGACUGAACAAGAAGGAGAUGGAGGUGGAGAUCACCAGGAGCCUCUUCCAGUCCAGGGUGUUUGAGAUGAGGGAAGCUUGGAUGCAGAAUCAAGAGGACAUGUUGGAUGCAAUGGUAAAGCUCGAGGAGCAUCUUGAUUUCCUUCUUGACGAUGUUGAAGAGAAGAAAGAUAUGGAAGGUGAGGUUAAGACGUUUGAACAGCACCUACAAGAAGCACAGACGGCUCUCAAGGACAAGACCCAUUCUCUGCAUAGUCUCAAUGAAAGAUACCGUGAGCACAGACAACUGUUGGAAACCAGAGAUAAAGCAUUGAAAUCAGUUGAAGCACAGCUUCAGGAUUUCAACAACCAUCACAUCCAGCACAAGAUAGCAUUAGAAGCCAUUCAAGAUCUAGCAGCUCUUAGCCAACAGGUUGAACAACCUCUGGAUGUUGGAGCACCAAGCUAUGUGCCUGCUGUGAGUUUCCUACAGAAUGCUGGCCAAGCUCAAAUCAUCCAACAGUGUGAACAAGCUGAGAGUGAGAUGGAGAAGGUUCUUAAACAGAGGAGAGAGCUGGUAGUUUCAUGUGUAGAGAUCCUCAAGGCUUACUAUAGCAUGGUCACUCUGUUCCCUCCCAAUUUCUAUGAGAUGACACGUACAUAUGUUUGGCACCAGUGGUUGCAGCAGCUACAACAGUCAUUUACAUCAGACAUGUGUGCCAACAUCCUAGCAAGUUUCAAGUCGUGUUAUGCUCCGCCCACACCUGCUAGAAUCCAGGAGGUAGUUGCCAUGGAGAUUCAACUUCAGGAUCUGGUUGUUACGACAGCAGCCAAUCUCUCCAUGGCUGCUGACUGGACGGUGGGAAGCGUUGAAAGAGAAACGGCAGCAGAGGGUCAGAUGACACAUAGUAUGGAAGAACUGACACACUGGAUCAAAGAACAUGAAAGUGCAGCACCUCCACUUGUGACAAUGAACAUGAUGAAUCUACUUCAUAUGUACUCUAGCACGACACUGCUCAUGGAAAAUGCUAUGUCAGCUAACAUGUCUCCUGAGUACUUGUCUCGUAAUGGACGCUGGUUUCUGAAUGAACUAAGUGGAACACUUGUCAACAUAGAAUCAGUCAUGGGGAUCAUAUCAUUAGGCAUAGAGCCUGAAAAUGAAGACCCUUGUUCUCUACCCAACCUGAUCUCCUGCUUCAAAUCCAUAACUGCAGUCUACGAACAGCUUCAGACAUUACUGCAGCAUUUCAGUGAUGUUGCCUCUGAGGCAGUCAGGUUGAUCCAAAGCCGCGAUGCUUCGGUUGUGUCCUCUCUAGCUGCCCUAGAUGCCCUAUGUACAGACCCCCAGGUUCCCUUGCAGAGUGUCAUCUAUCAGGUCGAAACUGAUCUUCUUGCAGCAGAACCUAACUCACAGGCUCCAUCUUCAGAACUAGUCAAGGAGCUCCGAUCCAAGUUUGAGAGUCUUCUGCAUCCAUCAGCCAGGACAGUCAAGCCACCAGCAGACGAGAUUCCUGAUCCAGCCGCUUCUCAGCCUCCCACCAUGGGUCAGAACCUGCUAGCAGCCAUUCAUGUCCUUUUCAAGAGACUUGGGCAGAGUCUAGAGGAUUUUGCAGAGUGCUGGGACAAGGUUGCCUUCCCUCAAGAGUGGUUCAGGGUAGAUGGCGUGUUCUUUGAGGCUGUCAGCCCAAAGACAAUGACUGUAAGUUGCUACACUAUUCCUUUGCUGAGUGAUCUCUUCUUUGUAAAACAGUUGGAGGCUGCGCAUACCUGUCUCACCAAGUGUCGAAACCAUGCAUUGGCUCUCUCAGGUUUACCCCAUGAACUGACUGAUAAUGGUUUAGUAUAUCAGGAUACCAAUGAACUGUUAGGGUUCAUUCAUUCAGAAGAGAUGCUAGUCAGGCCAGUCAAACUCUUCAUUGUGGAUUUCAUCUCCACCGCACUUCUUGGUAUCCCAUCUACAAUCCUUGGCCUGUGUGUGUGUUGCCUGGCCAAUCAGAUUGGCUUGGAUACCACCAACCCUGUCAUCUACCAGCCACACAAUGGUCCAAUGGAUGCGCUGUACAAACUGCCUCUGGAUGAUCUGUGUCAGAAGGCAGCCAAGGAAGCUGUAGAGACAGGCAGGGUGGAUGCACCUGAAGGCUCACCGGUCCAGCACUUCAUCAGGAUGUAUGACACGGCCAGCAGAGCAAGAGGGGAAGCUUGCCAGCAACAACAAAGCUUAGAGCUAGCUCAAGAUGUAAACCGUAGAGCUAAGACCCAGCUACUGAGAUUCCAAUGGCUGUAUGAAGACAUCCUACAGGCAGGUGGACCUGAAAGGGCUGGAUAUCAGUUUGUCGCACCUGCCAGGUCUGCCAUCAUGUCUGACAUGAGGAAGCGUCUUCAAGCCCUUCAGGCCAUUGAAGGUGCUGUAGGGACAAUGCAAGAGCGUGCUCUGGGUGUACAGGGAAGGGUAUGUCAGCGAUUGAAAUGGGCUGCAGGAGCUAAUCCAUCUCUGGCUAAUGUCAUGAAAGACGUAGAUACAUCUAUACAGGGCAAGACACAGCUUUACACGCUUGAGACAAAGAGAGCAUCAGAAGUUGGAGCACUUUGUCAUGCCAUCCUCCACUUUGAAGGAAUGAGAACCCGUACCUCAGAAUCUGUGUAUGCUGACAAUAGUUUCCAUGACAUGCUGCAAAGAUGUCUUCAGGUUUGUAACUCCUUGGUAACCAGAUCAUCUAAUCUAAGCCCAGCUGAAGAGGAUUAUCUAGCUUUGAAACCUUUGACCAUCGAUAAACCUAUCAACAACAAAUGGAUCAAGGGACUCUCGGAGUCAAUCCGCAAGAAGAUGGUAGAACUCCAAGGCAAGGCUGCUGAAGCUGAGGCAAAGAUAGAGGCUGACAAGGAAACAGUCCAGACCAUGGUUGAUGUGGUCAAGAUGGGUUUGACCACCCAUAAUGAACUAAUGUCAGAGGUCAAAGGCAUGCUGAGGGUCAUUGCUGAGGAUGAGGAAGGUGGUCGUGCUGGGAUGGCUGAAGCUCAAAGGUUCAAGACCUUCUACAAACAAUAUUCAGAAACCUUUGCAACCAUGCUUGGCAAGAUACUGACAACAUCAUCUAAUGAGAAUGGUGAGAAGCUGCAAGAACUGAUUGAGGUCAAGCCCACGAUCAACUCACUAAUAGACCAUGUCAAAGGGAUGUACGAUCGUUUGAUUAGCAUUGCUACACAAUCUACAGAGGACAAAGAAGAGGAAGGAGAUGAGAAAAAUGUUGUGAAUGGUUCCACCGAGGCCCCCGGGACCACUGACAACAAACCCAACAAGUCUCUAGCAGGGGAACAGGCUGAAGAGGACCCCAAACCCCCUCCACAAGGGAAGGUUACCACCAAGCAACAGGUUAAAAUCAGGGAGGUACGCCACUCUACUCCACCGGCUGCCAAGCAGGGAGGGACCAAGGGUUCACCAGCCAUCAUGCGAGACCCUCGGACCGGUAAGAUCAUCCAGGUGAGGAACACCUACGCCAUCAACGUCUGGAGGAGAGUUAAAGGCAAGCUGGAUGGUAGAGACCCGGACCCUGCUAAGAGGCUCGCUGUCACAGAACAGGUUGACUAUGUGAUCAAGGAAGCAACAAGUAUAGACAACCUGGCAACCCUGUACGAGGGCUGGACGGCCUGGGUGUGAGGGAGACCACACCCACAUACCCGAUCCCCCCGCUGGGGAUUGUGGGAUCAACCAACCAAAAAAUCGUAGAGAGUGAGAGAGAAAGAAAGAGGCGGUGCCAAGCCGCUGACAUCCAGACAUCACAGGAAGCAGGCCCCGCCCCUCUGUUCAAGAGACUUUUGGAGUCGCCUUACAAGGGGGGCAGGGGUUUAGAUCUUGCUGGAUUUAGGUGAUACUUGGAUGGAAUUGGAGCUCUGGCUGUAGGAUGCAACGCAGAAAUCUAGUCUAUCAUGUCUCAUGCUGCUUUAAAGAGGAAAUAUUAACAAAGCCAUUCUGAGAGGCCAAUGUGAAGCAUUGAUGAGAAUAUUUGUGAAACUUACUGAUUCACACAACUGAUUUUUCCAACCUGAUCAGAAAAAAAAUAGCCUUAGCGUAGAAUAAUGAUUGCAAGAAAAUGCUGCUUGCUUUGGGUUUAUUUAUACCUUAUUCUUUGCUGUAUUCAUGGGAGAAAAUGAUAAGAUUAAAAAUAUAAAAAAUGCCAGAAGCUGCCUCUCAAUUUUUCAGGCAAUAGUACCCUACAAUUGGAAAAGCAUGGCCACAACAAUAUAUCUAUAAAUUUCCUCCUUUUGGAUGCCACUCUCAUUCAACGAUAAUAGUUAUCAGUUGACUGCCCCUGCAUAUGUUCUUUGGUUAAAAACGUUGAAAUCUUUUCAGUUUUGGUUCCCCCUGAACUCAUUGAUAAGUCUACUGAUCAAUUGUCCCCAAUCUCCUUAAAUCAAAUAUAAUCUUGAUGAAAAUAUUGAAAAUGAAGAUGCCCCUCUCAUACACUUGUGCCUGUUUGGUAUCACACAUUCUAUGAAUUUACGCCGAUGGUAGGUGAAACUGUCACAUUAAAUUGUUUUUGUUCUUUUCUCCCAAUCCUCCCCCCUCCUUGAAGAAACUCGCAGAUUAGCUAGUGAUUUCCUUACACCAGCAAAUCAUCAAGGUGAUACAGUAUUAAUAAAUAUAAAGUAUUAAAUAUUUAUUCCAGCAGCUCCCCUCCAUUGCACUAUUACAACAGCCCACAACUAGCAAUUAUAUAUAUGAGAAUUAUUUCAGUAUCUUGCUUGUACAGAUAGUUGGGGUAUUUUAGUUCUACAGGAUAUACUUUCUCUAGAUUAUCAGUUAUACAUCAUACAUAUUUGUGAAAAAAAAUUAUGUAGAGUGACUAUCUAUGAGAUCUCUGGUACUUCCAUCAAUGUUACUUGUAACGGAAAUUGGGUCUUAUUUUUUUGAUACUGAGUAUCAUUGGUAGAUGCAACAAUUUACAAAAUAUGCAAAAGUUUAUGAUUUCAUUUCCAUGAGUACAGACUAUCAUUGUGAGGUUCAACAGUUAUACAACAUAUUGGUAGUUUCACAAGUAUUCUCACCCGGUGCUUUAUAUUUAUCAUUGGUUUCAUGAAGUGAUGAAGAUGGUUUCUUUGAAGAAUUAGAGCAUGCAUUUUGUCCAUAGAAACAUGAUGGAGAGUAAGCCAAUUGCAAAGCCAUGAGCUCGAAGAGAAACAGGGUUUCUCAUUAGUUAUAGAGGACUGAGAGUUAGGUAUGAGACGAUCAUAGAUAUAAUGCUAUGGCAUUGGUUUGAGUCAAAGAGCAAGGGUUUGCUUCUGUAUUGGAAAGUCUUGAUUAAAAGGGUUAGCCUAUGGGAUGGUGAAGAAAUUGAAAUAUCCAAAGUGAAUGAGGCAUCAAUGCCCUUGGGUCGGUUGCUGACCUGUUCAUCAGAAUUGGAAGAUAAGAAUAUUUCAGGUAAAUCCUGACUUGAGUUGAUAAUUAUUUCAAAAUUCUAUAGCAUUGAUAGAAGCUGAGGCCGUUGCCUAUGAAUUUGAGCAAACCAUUUUUCAAGACAGGUGUUCAGUAGGUCAUUUUCUAUCAUGAUGUCAUUAAAAUUAACCACUGAUAUCAUUUCAAGUUUGUCAACUUGACAGUCGAUGUCAGGAAUGAGUUUAAACAAAACCCAUAAUUUCUUUGACUUGUUUUUGAUCAAGCGCCGUUGAAAGUGUUGCGAUGGGAUAUGUGAAUUGACACAGAGUGUGAAAAACAAUCCCAGCAUCAUUAAUUUCAAAGAAUUAUAUCCUGUCAAAGAAAUUUAUUGACAAAAUUUCUAUUACAAAUUUGCAAAUUGGUUGCAUUUUCUUUCCUGAAGUUGUAUUGGAAAGAAGAAUGCGCUCGAUUAGACUUGUGAAUGUGUUCAUAUUGGUUUUUUUUCUGUUUCACUUGCAUGUUUCCUUGUAGACUAAACUAUGUAAUUGUAUUCUGGUUUGUAUGGUGUAUGUAGUAAGAAAACCCCUUUAUAAGUGUUCCCAUCAUAUAUUUUAUGGUAGAUAAGGUAUUGUUAAUUCCUUGCAUGUUAUUGAGUGGGGAAAAUCAUCCUAUAGUGAGCAUGAAUUCCAGUAUGAAUAAUCAUAAUAAAAUGGAAAUAGUUUUGUUACUCUUAUUGUUGUCUUAACUUCAUGUUCGAUGUAUUUCCAACGAGAAACGUAUCUAAUACAUAUCUACCAUAAAACAACUGAUAAGUUGCUAUUUGGAGUCUUAGGAUGAAGAAAUCAGUUUUAGUUACAGGUGUACUGUUAUUUUCUGAGAGGUAUAUGUAAUGCAAUAUUCCAUUAUCUGUCAGAUUCCAGGUUCAGAUAAGAUGUACAACUUACACUUUUCAGUGUUUGAAAAUGAUGUACACACAUUCAUUGUAAAGCUGGAAACUCAUUGAAGCUUUUGAUUCAAGUAGCUUUCAAAUAACUUACUAUAUUCGGGGGAAAAGGUAUAAGAGAAUGAAUUGACUACAUGUGCAGUUUCAGCUUUAUCCAUUGUCCAGUGAAGUGUGUUUAGUCAAACAUUUUAUGUCCUAGGGCCGGUAUCACAAAGCUUAGCGAUUGAUCAUACAAUUAAUUUGUAUGCUUGAUUCUAUAUAGUAAUAUGAUGAUGGGGAUUUUUGGUUUUUUUACCUGAUUGCUAAGAAAGCAUGAAUGCUUGUAAGCAUGUAAUCAAACAUAAAAUCAGCCUUAUGAUCAAUCAUUAAGCUUGGUGUUAUAUGGGGUUCUGGACAUUAUAUUAAACCCAGGUCUCAUGCUCAUUACUUUUCACACACUUUUUCCUUUAUUUUAAAAAUUCUGGCUUUCUUACAUUAUGAUCAUCAGAACGUGGAACAAAAAUCUUGUCAAGACUUCCAGUCUUUCUUUCUGGUACAUCUUGAUCCUACUCGACUUGUAAUGACCAGUAAGUUAUAUGCAUGCAUUUUAUGUGGAGGGUGUACGCAUCUCUCCUGUUCGUAAGAUAAGAGCGACUUUAAAAACGACUGGUGAUCAUUUCUUAUGGUAAAUGGUACACCAUUGGCGAUGGUUUAGCAUGUAAGAAAGGUUCACCAGUCGCUCUUAACUUGCGAACAGCUUUAUGAAACGGCCCCCUGGUAACAUAUAUGAUGCUGGCAGGACCAAUGUUUGUCCAACCUACCGUAUUCUUGAAAGAGUCCAAGUGAAGAUGCCGAGACCACUGAUGGAGGAAGACUGUUCCAUAACUCUACUACCCUCUGACUAAAACUGUUUUCUCCUAAGGGCAGUGUUUGACCUUUGUUUGAAUGUUUCAAAAUACAUUUUCUCUGUAAUUCCAAAGGAUUGUUUUUGGUCCAAGUUUUAAAUAGCAUGUUAUAUAUCAUGAAUAUAAAGCUAAGAAUCUGCUCAUUUCAAAUGCAAUUUAAAAACCAGGAAGUAAAAUUUGCAACUUAUUGGUCAUUUUGUGGUGGAGAAACUGGAGAAUUGUGUACCUAAUUAGUCGCAUUUUCCAAUUCAUUUGUAUGUGGUCUUCAUAUUAAAUGUUUCAUAUUGUUAUCUUUUCUCUUUUUUUAACCAUUUUUUCCCCAUAGGAACCACCUAUUCUUUAUUUGAACAAAAGGUGUUUAUUUAGAGGCUUCAGAUAAAAUAUGAUUAGCUGAAAACAUAGCAUGUCAUCAACUGUAAAAUAAAAUUACUCUGUAUUAAUCUUAUUGUGAUUAUUGUUGUUUUUUUGCUGGAGAGAACAUUUUGGAAGAUUAGCUUUGACAUUCCUACUCCCAAAAUACAUUUUCAGCACUCAUAUAUACGUAAUUUAGCUGUAGCAGUGUUGCAAAAUAUCUUUAAGAUAUCAAUUAUAUCGUUAAUGUAAACACCACCUUUUAUUGACAAACCAAGAAAAGUUUACCAUUUACCAAUGUAAGAAUACAGAAUACCUAAUAGACUUAUUGAAUAUGUGUUUAUGAUCUCAUUUUAGAUAGAGUUAAAAAUAGUUUGGGAGGUAGAAAUGCUUAAUUAAAGUAAGUACCUAUUGUAAGGCUUUUGCUAUUGAUAUACUACUCCUAGUGUUCCAUAAUUACUGUUUCUUUUUGUUUUAUAUGUUAAACAACUAUUUACUCUUCUGAUGGUGUAUUGCAUGAUUGUUAGAAUUAAACAGUUUCCUAACAG
Lytechinus pictus (painted urchin) is the source of this 15291-nucleotide messenger RNA. Its product is annotated as serine/threonine-protein kinase SMG1-like. Gene Ontology annotation, cellular component: nucleus. Bases 596 to 10849 code for a protein of 3417 amino acids. Gene Ontology annotation, molecular function: protein binding; protein serine/threonine kinase activity. Gene Ontology annotation, biological process: protein phosphorylation; nuclear-transcribed mRNA catabolic process, nonsense-mediated decay. The transcript is spliced from 67 exons. The record is from RefSeq and is a predicted model, not a curated record. NCBI's taxonomy places the organism in Eukaryota, Metazoa, Echinodermata, Echinoidea, Temnopleuroida, Toxopneustidae.